AUGGGAUUACAGGGCAACCGGGUGCCUUACAUCUUGGCUCCGCCUGUCGGUCGGAAAGUCGCAUGGUACUGCCACCAUGUCUGCGUUCUCUACUAAUCCUCGCUACUUUCAUGAAAGAGAAACGAAAGGAAUUGGCCCAGUAGAAAAAGUCCUGUAGGCAAACAACUUUGAAUUUCUUGCGGCCACCUGUGAAUUUUUUUUCGCAACUUAUCGGAGAGCCUACCGUACACGGCUAGCGGCUCGCUUCGACUUUUUUGCACGCGCGCUUUUUUUGGGAGACGCCAGUCGUCGCGAAGCCUCCCUUUGUCCAAAUUUCAAAUCUUGGUUUUCAAACUGGAGAAGAUUUAAAAUUUUGGACUGCACCUUGUGAACGGGAAAAAUGUAUUAGUUUACGACGGAUUUCCGUUUCAACUAUUUGAUCUAAUGAGUCAUGAAUAAGCCUGAUACCAAACGGGAGUAUUCUGGCUGUUCAAAUGCAAGGGUUAAUCAGUUCUCUGAUAAAUCAUGCAGAUAAUUUUACUUGCUUCCGAUUUUUCUGGUUGAAAAAAUUGCGUGUUCAAUUUUUUUCAUCGACCUCCAGGUCUCAUUCUGAGCUCGUCAAUGCGCAACUAGAUCAAGUACGAGCAGAAAAACAAGGCCAAGGACCGUUAGUCCAUGCUUUCAACUUGAUCAACUACACGCUCCAACUUCGAGUUUGCCAUUGGAGCUUUAAAAUUUUCGACUAAAUUUACUUAAUUACCGCUAAAAAUACGGAAUAAACGAAUGAAUUAGGCUUGAAACGAAGUAAAAAAAAUGAUUUUGGAAUCAUACCUCUGUAUACACAAAUUCGUUCAUUCACAACAUUAUGUUGAAGGAGCCAAAGUGUAAGUUUCUUUGUUUUCCGCCGCUUUUUUCAGUCGCUUUGGUAUAAACAAGUUUGACCUCAAAGAAGGUGCUGAAAGAGCUUGCAGAUGUCAACUCGCGCAUUAUGCAUCAAAAGUCUUCUAUUCUUUCGAAGGGAAGAAGCAGCAUAAUGGACAAUGGAAGGCCUCUAAAAAUUAUGCUUUUUCAAAGAAACCUGAUUGCGUCUUGUAUAAAUGGGAACUGUAAGAAUAUUACGAUUAUAGACAAAUUUUGAGGGCGUCGCUUUCAAAACCCUUGUUUAUUGAACUUUAUUGCAAGUUGACCUUUUUUCAAUUUGAUUAAUAUUUUUGAUUCAUUUAGUGCAUCGAAACGGACUACAACUCAAUCAGGAAGUGAAAUCAGGACCUUUUCUUACUUUAACCCACACAUCUCCUGGAAACUUAUUCAUCAUCGUUUCUUAACUUUACUUUUAACCUCCAGUUCCCACGUUAGUAAAGAGUUACCCAGUCAGGAAAAAAACUUGGCUUUUCCGUCGUUUCACACGUUACUUACCUGCCCCAGACAACCGCGUCUCAGUUCAUUCUUUCUUCUAAAAGACGUCAGACUCCCGUCGAACAUGAUACCUGAGCCGGUUUUACUCCAAAUGCGAAUAGCUUGGGCUUACAUUUAUCUGUUUUUGGUGUGUUUUUUCCAAGGUGUCCUGUUGUUCCUGAUGUUCUCGAAAAACUCCUCCUUACUCCAAGAAAUCCGCUUCCAUCUUCUGAACACCGUUAUCAUCCAACUUAUUCUCACUUUUUCACAGUUUCUGUCCCAAUGCAGGUUUGCUGUUUCAAGCAGAGUAUUUUUUUGGAGUAAAGAGAUGUUUAGAAGUGUCCAGAAUCCAGAAUCGGUGGCGUUUUUGUGCAAUGGAGUUUGCAGAUAUUAUUCUCCGAUGGCUUGCCACAUUUUAUGCAUUAUAUAUCAAGUAUGAAAAGCUUCCAAUUUUAAAAAUUGAUCGGAAAUUUCAGGGAGCCAUUGUCGCUGGAGUGACCUCAAUUUUUCACGCUUUUUAUCAUCGCUACUACGUGCUGGCAAGAGGCCUUUCAACGAGAUCGUUUCAGAAACUCAGCUUGGCUCUGUCAUACGCCAUACCCUUCGCUACGACUGUGGGUUUUUUUUUCCCAUACGGCUCUUGAUUUCGAAAAAGUUCUCGGAAACGUGUUUCCUUGUCUAACGGUUGGAUCAUUAGCAAAUUAUUUGAAUGAAAAACUCAUAAAUGAUCUCGAAACUAUUCUUUAUCGGGUGCAUUUUAGUUUUUAAUUUUGCGACUUUCUUGAAUGAAACGCGGCGUGUUAAACCGUUUUCAUCUCACCAACUCGCUUCAAAAAACGAUCGUAAAAGUUUGAAGAUCAUGAGCUCUAGGUUAAUGCUUGAGAAAGGAGAACCAGUCUGGCUUUUCUACGUCUUCACUUUUCUCACUGAAGUGCUAAUAAGCUUUUCCUGGUGGGAAAAAGGAAGUUUAAAAAGGUCAAAUUCUCUUCGUUGUGCCGGGUAGAUGAUAUUUAUUUCGAUUUUUCUAACAUAAAAAUCUGAUAUCUUGCUUUGCAGAUGAUCCAGUUCACAGCGGCCGCAGAUUUCGCUGCUGCCAAGGCCCAAACGCAAAAGUUUCACCCAACUUAUAUGCUCGGCGAUGAGUUCGCCGUUGUCGGCUUUACAAAUAUCAAGACCCUUUUCUCAACUAUUUCCGCACUUUCUCUGACAUUCGUUUUGUAUGGAGCUCCGUUCUUUGCCAUUUACUUUAGAAGGUACCUUUUUAAUUGUUUAUUUCUUCGAAAUCCAUUCAAAGCUUUCAGGAAAAUCCUCCGCAUUCUGCGAACCGCGUCUCAGAACUCUGAAAAGUGCAAAGUUGGCAAGAGUGUCUUAACGGUAUUUAGCGUUUUUCUAGCCAGGUGAAUGAGAAAAAUUUGCAGGGCCUUACCUGUCAGGCAGUCCUUCCGGCUUUGUGCUACAUGCCUGGAAUGUCCAUCUACAUUUACGCAAGCUUCAGAGGUUCACAAGUUGUCUCAUGAUUUCCUAACAUUAAAUUGCAUCUUUCAGGUAUCUCGAUGACUCCCGAAAACUCUCUGAUGUUGGAAUAUUUCCUGGGACCAAUCGUUUUGUUCCCGGCUCUUGUGGACCCAAUUUUAACAAUUUAUUUUGUCCUACCCUAUCGCCGUCGUUUGGUCAAUUUCGUGAGGAGGUCUUUGAAACUGAAAGAACCGCAACGUUCCUUCGGCCUUUUUUCUGUAAACCAGAACAGUGGCAGAGUCCUCGCAAAUUAUUAAUAAAGACAUUGUUUCAUUAUAAAAUGUCUCAGGAACAUGUCGAAAGUCUGAGUACAUCGCAACGUGAGAAUAAAAUUAGGAAGCACGUGGUUGGGUUUUUUUAGUUUUGAAGUGAGAUAUUAUCUGAAAAAUAGGAGAUUUUGGAAGAGAGGUUUUGAGGUUUUUCUCAGGGCAGCAAAGAUCUCAAGCUGGAAAAGUUUGAGGGCUUUCCUCCAAAAAAACCUGUAAAAUUCUAGAAAAAAAGCUUACCCGAAGAAAUUUAGAAAAACUUCGAGCUUGGUUAAAAAACUUCCCAAAGUUUUAAAGAAGUUGAAAUUCAGAAAUUCCUAGCGUUCAAAAACGGAUCCUUAAAAUUUUUAUUUCGAUUAAAUUAAUUAGGUGUACCAUUCGCAGACUUCAAGGUAACUCAUCAAAGAAUUUUCUUUUGAAAAAAUGUAUGUAUCGUAAUAAUGUAGCGCUAACCUUAAACUAGAGCCAGGAAACAUUUGUUUCAGCGCACCCGACUUGAAGCUACUUGUGCUAGUCUCAUCUCAAAGUUUUAGAACUGCUCUACAAAAUUUGAUACAUUUCAAACCGCGAAAAAGAAUGCUUCAAAAUGAAAAAUUUUAAUUGAAUGAUCUACUGAUCUCUCUGGAAAAUCCCGGAAAAAAAUAACUUUUCCAAUUAAUUUAUUCGUGAAGAUUAUAGUGACCAAAAAAAGACUCCAGGAUAUCAUUUCCGGCUUUCAGAACCUUUUUACUUGUUUUUCACCGCAAUGGAACACGUGGGUGUUCUAAAAAGACAAUUUUCUCGUACCAUUGAGCUCCACUGAGCUUGGCGACAUCUGAUUCAGAGCCUUUUUUAAUCAAAUUUUGGAACCACAGACAAAAGCAAAGCGGUUCUUCGAAUAAGACAUUUUGAAGACUUCCUGAUUUUUUUUUAAGUCAAGAGUGCAAUUUUUAUAGUUAAAUUACUUCUCUGUUUCAACAAACGUGACUUAGCAAUUUUUUUUUAAUUUGCUUUUUGUAGUCCAAAGGAUAGUUGCUCAUUUCCGCAGAGCAACCGUGGAAAAAUAUUAAUCCAAUCCUGCAAGCCAUGUCCUCCGAACAAGUUUUGCUACGAAUAUGGGACAUUUAUAUGCCAACUUUUACCUUUUUUGUUUUUUUAUUCCAAGGAUUACUAUUGUAUUUGAUGUUUUCUAAACACACCCGAUCGCCGAAAAAAAUCCGAGCUCAUUUAUUGAAUACUGUUGUCGUACAGCUUUUUCUCACUACUUGCAAGUUUAUGACUCAGUGCAGGUAUUUCUAAAUGAAUUACAUUGAAAUGAUUAAAUUUCAGAAAUUUAAAUAAUCCCAACUCGAUAGCUUUUGUGUGUUAUGGACCCUGCAAACACAUGGAUCCCUAUGUUUGCCAUGUUUUCUACAUUUUCUAUCAAGUAAUUUUUCCACUUUCCGCUUAUUUUUGUCUGACUUUUUUUAGGCAUUGAGGCUUUCUGCAAUAACUUCAAUAUUUUUCGCUUUUCAUCACCGAUAUCUUGUUCUACGAGAAUUUUCCACGAUAUUCGUUAGAAACAGGAACUUGGUUUUGUCGCAUGUGUUGCCGAUUAUUUUGGUGGUCAGUUACUUUAGUUUUUCUUCUAUUGGUCCGAACUUUAUUUUUGAAUUUUUCGUCAUAAUGCUUUUUAAAAAGAUUUUUUUAAUUAUUUUGAUGGUUCAAUUGGUUUUUUUGAAACUUCGAGAUUUCGAAUUUUUUUAAAGCUGAAGUUUGGAAAAAAACAAUUGAAAUAAUUUUUGAAAGCUAUAUCAGUUAUAGCGUGUCAAAAAACUUGGAUGAAUUCCAAAACCUUUUAAAAGAGUAAAGAAAUAUCGACUUCUGCACCUCUACAUAACACAGCUAGAAUUCUUGAGCCUCAUUCGAAAAUCACAUCUCAAUCGGAUCAGAUUCUUUUCAGAUAGUCCAAUUUGUAAUCCAUACAAAUUUUACUGCUAUCGAGGAAGAAACGAGAAAACGGCAUCCUGAAGACAAUUUUGAUGGAUUUAUUUUCAUCGGCUUCUUGGAUGCCAAUUCAGUAGCUGCAAAGGCAUCCGCUUCUGGACUGGCAUUGGUCCUUAUUGGUGUUCCGAUUCUCUCGAUAAUCUUCAGAAGGUUCAUAGUUUUUCCGACAUUGUCUUCGGAACCUGGAAUAGCUGAGAAUUUUAAAUAUUAGAAUGAUCCAAAAAUUAUUUUACUUUUUUUUGACUACUUUAUGUCAAUCGUGUAAUUUUGCCGGUUGAGGGAUUGCUACAGGUUUUAAGCAACAUAAUUUGAGACGAAUUUGAUCUAAAAUAUUCAAAAAUGUCAUAAAUUCAGGAAAAUAAUCGUCAUUCUGGACGAAAAUUGGGAGGAGAAUGAAAAAACGAAGCAGACUAAGAGUGUUUUAAUGGUAAGAUUUUUUUAAUUGCCUCGAGUUAAAUUCUGACUUCUUUACACUUUCAUCUAUUUACCUUAGUAGAAUCAACAAAAAAAUGGAGAGCGCAGACAAGUCAGACAUUUGGAAAUGAUAAAAUUUAAAAAGAUGUGAAAUUUAGGGUCUUACCAUUCAAGCUGUUAUGCCAACAUUUUGCUACAUUCCUGGUGUUCUUAUAAAUCUUCUAUCUUAUAUGAGAUGUAAGUUUGAAUCUCCUGUCUUCCCCUCAAAAUGAUGAAUGAUUAGCAGAUGACAUAAAAAUCAUGGAGUUUGAAUAUAUCCUGCCGCUUCUCGUCACCUUGUCGCCUUUGGUCGACCCUCUUCUGACGAUUUAUUUCGUUCUGCCCUAUCGUAACCGUAUCACCAAUUUUGUACGCAGAUUCAGGAGGAACAAAAUUCCCCCGAGUUCUUUCACCUUCACUUAUCAUUCCACCAAUCGUAUGAGCAUGAAUGUUGCCUCGAUAACUUGAAUUCUCAUUUUCGAUUAUUUCCUGUUCCUUUUUUCGUUUUUUUUUUUGAGAUGCCUUUGCUCAGAAUCUCCCAUAGCUUUGUUCCUUUUUCUGAAGUUCCUGGUGACGGUAACUUACUGGUUAAAAAUUUUGUUUUAUUCAGAAAGAAGAUCAUGUCAUUUUCAAGCUAAUUUUUAAAGUCUAAUCUUAUUUUUUUGCUUUCUUUUUUGAUUGGAUAAGAACAAUACAAAGUUUUCUUGAACUGUCUACUAUAAUUCAAAAUGAAAGAAAGUGAUCUAAAACGAAUUACCACAACACUACGGAAAAAUGAAGUACAGUUUGCUCAGAUUCCGAAUGUCAAGUACAAUGACGUUGUUUGAAAACGCUCCGUGGACGGCUUGCUAUCUGAUUGGUUCAUCGCAUUAUAAAGGGCGGGGCUUGAGCGACGACUUGAAGUUCGAAAUCUGAGCAGACUAUAUCCAAAAAAAGUUUGUUUUGUUUUGCUUUUUUGAGAACUCAGGCCGGGAGUCUUUUUUUUCUCGAAUGAUUCAAAAAGUCAGAAGCUUGGUGCGAGAUUUUCAUAGUUUCUUUUUUUUUGAGAUCAUUGAAGCGUAAGGCUUUUUUCCGAAAAGUCUUUAUGGAUUCUCAAGCGGUGGACUACGGUCUACUUCUCUCAAAAUAGGAAAUUCUCAUUAUAUUUCAUAACACACUAAUUGUAGUCGUAUCUCACCGUAGUUACGUCAAAAAGUUUCUCAAUUUUUUCCGGGUAUCCGUGAAAAAAUACCUUUCGAGUAACAUAAUCAUAUCUAGAAGCCAUGCCGACUGAACAAGUUCUUCUUCAGAUAUGGGGCAUGUAUAUGCCGAUUUUCACGAUUUUGGUGUUUCUUUUCCAAGGAACAUUGUUGUAUUUGAUGUUUUCGAAACACACCCAAUCACCGAAAAAAAUUCGAGCUCAUCUAUUCAACACUGUUACCAUUCAGCUUUCACUCACUCUUCUGAAAUUUCUAACUCAGUGCAGGUAACUUUUUUCUCGAAAGUUUCAAGAUCGAAAUUUGAUUUAGAAAUAUCAAUAACCCCAAUUCUCAAGCUUAUAUAUGCUAUGGACCCUGUAAGAACAUGCAUCCUUACGUUUGUCAGAUCUCAAACAUAUUUUAUCAGGUUGGUUAUUGAUUUUCAUUCAUUUAUAAGUUUGGUCAAAAGGUUUGGGGGCUUUAAUUGGCAUCUGAGAAAGAUUGGAUUCUAUAAUUUUGGUAGAACAAAAUUUAUCAGCUGAACAAUUGAACAUUAUGGUCCUCAUAAUAUAUUUCAGGCUUUGAAGAUAGCGGCGAUGAAAUCAAUUUUUUUCUCUUUUUAUUAUCGAUAUCGCGUUCUGGAUAGCCAUUCUUCCAAAUCGGUUCGGAACAAAACUCUGGCGCUCUGCUAUUUUUUGCCUAUCGUUUUGCUGGUGAGUUUUAAAAUGAUUUUCUCACGAAUUUUUAAGAAGCGAUCCAGGUUUUUGAAUUCAUCACACCCGCUGAUUUUGCCGUGAUCGGAGAAGAAACUAAACGACUGCAUCCGAAAUACAUCUACAACGGUUUCACAAUCGUCGGUUUUUUGGACACCAAAUCAGUGUUGGCCAUAAUGUCUGGAUAUCUACCAACAGGAGUUCUCAUCGGAGUUCCAAUUUUUUCACUUUAUUAUAGAAGGUUUGUUUAAUUUUCUGUAUAAAUUCAACUUCGUAAUAAACUGAGGAAUUCGAAUUUUCUUCACAAGGGGCUUUCCAAGGAGAAAUUAAAAAGUUACUUUGUGAAACUGUGAUACGGAAUAAAUAAACUUACUGCGUCUUAUAGCUUUUAGUAGAGUUAUGACGUUUCAAAGGUGAAGUAAGCCGCAUUUUUAUCAUAAAGUGUUAGAUGUUUUAUCCCUCCAUUAGAAGACAGAAGCCACAGUCCGUACCUGUUGAAGAAAAUAUCUCGAGUUUUUGACAGGUCAAAUUUGUCUCUUUCCUUGUUAGCUCGAUUACCCUUUUUGGUUGCCACGUGCUGUGGUGAAACUCGAACAAAAAAUUGAUCUUUGCAUUUCAGUAAAAUUCUCACCAUGCUGAGAGAAAAAUGCCAAGCGUCCGAAAAAUCGAAAUUCACGAAGAGUGUUCUAACGGUAAGCCUUUUUCAUAUCCCUCAAGACUUUAACAUCGCAUGAAAACAAUCAAAAAUAAAUCAUUGAAAAGCUUUUUUAUACUCACUUAUGCAGCCAUGCGCAAGUAGUUUCGAGUCGGGAGCAAAAAUUUUUUUAAUCGUUAAAACAGUCCCGUUUAAUUUCGAAAAAUUUUAGGGGCUCACAAUUCAAGCAGUUAUGCCGACAUUUUGUUACAUUCCUAGUACUACAAUCAAGUUCCUGGCACAUUUGAGAUGUUGGUGGAAAUUUUUUGGAUGGAAAAGCAAGACAUGUUUUGCAGAUGACGUCAAAACGGUGGAAAUGGAAUAUUUUCUCCCGGUGCUCACCUCCUUGUCGCCUUUGGUCGACCCUCUUCUGACAAUAUAUUUCGUUUUGCCAUAUCGUCUUCGUGUCAUUAAUUUUCUACGUUGUUUUAAGAAAAAAAUAUAAUAUUUCCCGCUUCAAAUACAUCUACUUAUAAUUCGAUCAAUCGUGGAAGUAUGAGAGUUGCUUCCAUCACUUAGGUCGACUUUUUGAGAAAUUUAAUGUGUGAUUUUUUUGAACUUCAUCUGUUUUUUUGCUUGUAAGUUGCUAACCCGUAUGCGCUCUCCUUUUUCUCGAAUGUCUAAUGAAAGCAUAUUAAUGAAAAAAAAAGCGAAAGAAAAGUGAAAAAGUCUUUCUUUGUGCUGUAAAGAGCAACGGCAGCCGGUUUACGAAGAAAAAGGUCUACAAUUUUUUUUCUGGUUAUUUUUCUGGAAUUUCUUGUUUCAAUGAAUGAUAGUUUCCUGUUUUGAAAAGGAUCAAAGUUUUGCAAAAAUUCAGUUUCGCUUCUCCCACCAGCCAACUAGACAUCAGGCUAAGAAAAAGUUUCAAAGCAGAAAAUAGCGUUUUCUUUUUCCGAUGCACGACCACUUCAUCUCAUUUUGAUUUCAAGAAUAAAAAAAAUAUAUUCAUAUAUAACUGAAAAAAAUUUUUAAAAAAAUGAACUUCCUCUUCUUUUCAGCAGUUGCAAUCAAGCGGAAAUCGUAUUUUAUGACGGAAAAACGUUUUUUUAUUUGAACUUUACAAAGUGGCCUUGUGUCUACUUUGGCAUACUUUUCACGCAGUUUUUUUCACUAUUUGUAGACGCAAGGAAUAAAUGUCUGAUGAUCAAUUUUCGAAAAUCAAGUUCCAACUUUUUCAGGCUACUAUCAAAACGGACGUUAAAUGGGAAGAUUGUGUGGCGCCUCCUCUGAAAAUUUUCUCGUUACACUUAACUCUUUUUUUUCUACUUUCAAAUGAUUAUCAAUCAAAAAAAGCUUCUUAUUUUUUUUCACCGCAUGAAACUCUGUUUUAAUAUUCAUCACAAAAAUAAUCACAUUAUUGACUCUAAAAAAAUAUUUUUUUCCAAUUUUUCCUCAACAUAUUUUUUUCCUCCCUCACAUCACUGUUUCGGCCGAUCUUCGAAAGAUCUUUGGCUAGAAGAAUUGUCGUACCGAGUAGGGAGAAAAUAUGAGGCAAUACAUAAAGAUAUUCCGUGAGAAUGCAAAAAGUGUCAUCAAGGUUUAAAAAUCAAAAAAUGACAGAUUUUGAACUUAACUUCAAAAGAAUAUUACACAUUGAAAGGAUUUCUGCUUCAUUCAAAAGAAGGCAAUCAUAUCCUCUGUUUCAAAAAUUCUAUGGGAAGGAAAGGAAAGUUCUAAAAAUUUUAUCUGAGCGAAAUGGUUAUCUUAAAGAAAAUAGCAAUGAUCUAAAACCAAGCUGAUGAAAGAUUGAUCUCAAAUUACCAAUCAUCGUAGUCUCUCUUAUCGAUAGAUGAAAAGAACAAAGAAAGGUUCAAUCCCUCUUUUUUUGCAGAACUAUACGUUUUUGGAGUUUAUAACCAAAUUAGUCGCGUGCCUGAGAUCCUAGUACGAUUUGAGUGCGUUUUUGGAGGACCUUUGUUACUUUUUAUCGGCAGAUAAGGCUUAUCAGCGAACAGUCAUUGUGCUCUAACCUUAUCGCUCUCAGCUGUGAUUUGUAUAAAAAGAGGCCUCCCAGCUGGAAGGAUAUCGGCUUUUGAAUAGUUUGAACAAUUAUUUGAUUAAAUCUACUGAUUUUUUAGAAAAUGUUUGUCCUUCUCUUGGCUUUCACCUCUCUCACUGCCGCAAUGGUGGUGCCAGUCGUCGUCAAAGACGUUCCACGUAAGUUUAUUUGAAUGAGACUUGGGUUUCUCAUAAAAAUGGGAACUGUGUUCAGAUGGAAUCCACGGAAAAAAGAGCCCAGUCGACUUGGAACAACUCACCGGCCAGGAGCUCACCGACUACCUCAACGCUCAUCAGAACUACUUCAAAGCUGAACUCCCGAAAAAGCCGGUCGAAGAGCUCAAGAAGAAGCUGAUGAAGCUGGAGUUCGUGAAAGCUCAUCGUCCCGAAGACACCAAGGACAUCGUCAUUGCUGAUAACAUUCCUGAUGCGUUUGACACUCGCAAGGCUUGGCCAGACUGCAUGAGUGUCACCAACAUCCGUGAUCAGACUCAAUGCGGUACAUUUUUAAAAAAGAGUCCGAAAAAAAGCAUUUUCUUUAGGAUCUUGCUGGGCUUUUGCGGCGGCUGAAGCCAUUUCGGAUCGUACUUGCAUUGCCUCGAAGGGUAAGAUCAACACUCUCCUGUCGGCGGAAGACGUCCUCAGUUGCUGCGGAGAGAAGCAAUGCGGAGGGUGAGCUUGAGACUUCAACUAUCUCAAUAGUUUGGAUUAUUCUCAGAUGCGAGGGAGGAUGGCCAAUCGAAGCGUUCAACUGGUGGAACACUAAUGGAUUCUGCACUGGUGGAUCUUACAUCUCUCAGGUUUGACUCUAGAGAAAGACUUAUAGAUCAAAAUCCUGUUUCAGUUUGGAUGCAAGCCCUACUCGCUGCCCCCUUGCGGAGAAACCAUCAACAACGUGACCUAUCCUCGUUGCCCCGAUUACGGAUUCGACACUCCUACUUGCUCAGAAAAAUGCACAACUACCAGCAACUACGAUAUUCCCUACGCUAAGGACAAGCAUUUCGGUAAGACAAAUCACUGUUUCGAAAAAACUAGAAAAACUCCAGGAAAAUCCGCGUAUCAACUUCCAAACAAGGUGGCUGCCAUUCAGACGGAUAUCAUGCAGAAUGGACCCGUUGAAGCUGCCUUCACGGUUUAUGAAGACUUCUAUCAGUACAAAUCUGGAAUCUACGUGGUAAUAUUGAGGAUAUACGACUAAAAUUAUUUUGAAAGUUUCAGCACACUGCCGGAAAGUCGAUUGGUGGCCAUGCUGUCAAGAUUUUGGGCUGGGGAGUUGAGGAUGGAACUCCCUACUGGACAAUCGCCAACUCCUGGAGCUCUGACUGGGGAGAGCAUGGUGAGAUUCUGUCGCAAAACUUGGUAGUAUUUAGAAAAAGUAUUUUCAACUAGUUUUGAGAACAAGAAAAGUACUUAAAGAUUCCUUGAAAUGGUUUUAUUAGGCAGAAUGAAUACUUCCUUAUAACUAAUGAAUUCUUCUCAGGCUACUUCCGCAUCGUCCGUGGUCUUGACGAGUGCGGAAUGGAAGGAUCCAUUGUCGCCGGAAUUCCCAAGUAA
Messenger RNA from Caenorhabditis auriculariae, 11710 nucleotides. The record is from the annotation of a GenBank genome assembly. Lineage: Eukaryota; Metazoa; Nematoda; Chromadorea; Rhabditida; Rhabditidae.